Molecule: messenger RNA, 3240 nt
Organism: Chanos chanos (milkfish)
Lineage: Eukaryota; Metazoa; Chordata; Actinopteri; Gonorynchiformes; Chanidae
Gene: pik3r1
Product: phosphoinositide-3-kinase, regulatory subunit 1 (alpha)
Exons: 16
Coding region: 592-2772 (726 amino acids)
Biological process (GO): insulin receptor signaling pathway; phosphatidylinositol phosphate biosynthetic process
Cellular component (GO): phosphatidylinositol 3-kinase complex
Molecular function (GO): 1-phosphatidylinositol-3-kinase regulator activity; protein binding
Source: RefSeq, a predicted model, not a curated record
UCGAUCUAGGAUCGUGCUAAUCAGCUGUGUACCUUAACUGUUAAAACUAAUCUAACAUUCAAGUUUUGGACUGAAAGCAGAUUGAUUGCUCUGUAUAUUACCGUUUCCGAAGUUUGUUUGACGUCGACUGUGUUGAAACACUUUGCUCUCCACUUAUUGGAAGGCCUUCGUGUCAAGCUUACGUUAGCAGCUUUGAAGGGAAGGAGAGAGGAUUUUCUCAUUCCUGGUGUAGACUGGGCCCCUUGCGUGGAGCUGUAGUCAGCACUACAUUCAUACAUCCACCACUGCAAGCCUUGUUCAGAUGGGACCCGUGUAUCUGAAGCACCAUGUGGGUGCACUGGAUCUCUGGAUUAACAGUCUUACUUAAACACUGAGUCCUUAAGGAUAACCCAACAACAGAACCUUUAGAAUGAUUUAAGAUUUAAAAAGAACAUCGUUUGAUUCGGUACGUGUGUGCAAAGUUUUCUUUGUGAACAUUCUAGAGACAUAGGUCUGCUAAGAAGAACUGCUAACUGCAAGUGAAAAAAGAUCCAUUUCCUACAUUGUUUUGAGGAGUUUUAUUAAUAACCUGUGAAGUAUCUAGACGUUAAAAUGAGUGCUGAAGGAUAUCAGUACAGAGCGCUUUAUGACUAUAAGAAGGAGAGAGAGGAGGACAUUGACCUCCAUGUUGGCGAUAUUCUGAUUGUGAGCAAAGGAGCCCUGUUAGCGUUUGGGUACAGUGAAGGUUUGGAAGAGAGGCCCGAGGAGAUAGGAUGGCUGCCCGGCUUCAAUGAAACCACUCAGGAAAAGGGGGACUUCCCUGGCACCUAUGUUGAGUUCAUUGGAAAAAAGAAGAUCUCACCUCCUACACCCAAGCCAAGACCACCCCGGCCGCUACCCGUGGCCCCUGGACCAGCCAAGGCUGACUCAGACUCUGAGCAAGGUUCCAGUUCUCUGUUGGACCUGACAGAGCAGUUUGCUCCACCAGACACGGCCCCACCUAUGCUGCUCAAGCUGCUGGAAGCUAUUGAGAGGAAAGGCCUAGAUAACCCUACACUCUACAGAACCUUCACUGCUGGCAGUGGGUUUGACAUCAGACAGUGCUUUGAUGGUGAUCCUCCAUCCACAGAACUGGACCAGCUAGACCUUCAGAUGUUGUGUGAUGGUCUGAGAAGGUACCUUCAGGACUUGCCCCAGUCUCCCAUUCACCCGUCCCUCACCAGCGAUUUGGUGCGAAUUGCUCAGGAGGUCCAGAACCCAGAUGAGUGUGCUCGAGUCCUGCGUAAGGCGGCAGGCUCCAGUGCUCUCCCUCCUCAAUACUGGCUCACACUGCGCUGCUUACUGGGCCACUUCUCCCGUGUCUGCCAGGCCAGCGCCCGCAACCUCCUCAGUGCCCGCGCACUGGCCGAGAUCUUCAGCCCUGUGCUCUUUAGACAGCAGAGUGCAAGCUGUGAGCCUAGCCCAGAUUCACAUAUCAGGAUCGUAGAACUGCUGGUGACCAGUGAGUGGAGCGAGAACCUGACAGCACCAGCACUACCUCCAAAACCACCCAAACAGACUCCUAUCACUAACAACGGUAUGAACAACAACAUGGCUCUGCAAGAUGCCGAAUGGUACUGGGGAGACAUCUCAAGGGAAGAGGUUAACGAGAAGCUCAGAGACACGGCAGACGGUACAUUUUUGGUCCGUGAUGCCUCCACCAAAAUGCACGGAGACUACACACUCACAUUGAGGAAGGGAGGCAACAACAAGCUAAUCAAAAUUUUUCACCGCGAUGGGAAGUACGGCUUUUCAGACCCACUGACUUUCAACUCUGUGGUUGAGUUGAUCAACCACUACCGGCAUGAGUCCCUAGCUCAGUACAACCCUAAACUAGAUGUGAAACUUCAGUAUCCUGUGUCAAAGCACCAACAGGAUCAGGUGGUGAAAGAAGACAACAUUGACGCUGUAGGAAAGAAGUUGCAUGAAUACCACCAGCAAUACCAGGAGAAAAACAAGGAGUAUGACAGACUUUAUGAGGAGUACACAAGAACAUCACAGGAGAUUCAAAUGAAAAGGACAGCUAUUGAAGCCUUCAAUGAGACCAUCAAAAUUUUCGAGGAACAGUGCCAGACGCAAGAGCGGCACAGCAAAGAGUACAUCGAGAAGUUCAGGAGAGAAGGCAAUGAGAAAGAGAUCCAGAGGAUAAUGGUGAAUUAUGAAAAGUUGAAAUCACGCAUCAGUGAAAUUGUGGACAGCAAGAGGCGUCUGGAGGAGGAUCUGAAAAAGCAGGCUGCUGACUACAGGGAGAUUGACAAGAGGAUGAACAGCAUCAAGCCAGACCUCAUCCAGCUGAGAAAGACCAGAGAUCAAUACCUUAUGUGGUUGACACAGAAGGGAGUGAGACAGAAGAAGCUCAAUGAGUGGCUGGGAAUCAAAAAUGAGAAUCAGGAAGAUCAAUACUCAAUGGUCGACGACGAGGACCUUCCUCAUCAUGACGAGCGCUCUUGGAAGCUGGGCGACAUCAAACGGACGCAGGCCGAAGCGCUGCUGCAAGGCAAGAGGGACGGAACGUUCCUGAUCCGGGACAGCAGUAGAACAGGCUGCUACGCCUGCAGUGUUGUUGUGGAUGGCGAGGUGAAACACUGCGUCAUCAACAAGACUCCCACAGGCUACGGCUUUGCUGAGCCCUACAACCUGUACAGUUCCCUCAAAGAACUGGUCUUGCACUACCAGCACACAUCCCUGGUCCAGCACAAUGACUCUUUGAAUGUCACGCUAGCAUUCCCCAUUUAUGCACACCAGAGACGGUGAGGACUAGUGAACACACCCCAGGAGUCUUACAGAAAAGGGGACAUGCUGAAAUAGCCUGGACUAAGAUGGAGUUGCCCUUUUGCUGUGGGCUUCAGGACUGAGGGUGGCUUUUCGCCACACAACCGCAGAUCGACUGUGAUUGAGAGAACAACGAGAACAUGAACACAGGCCGCCAACCCCCUCAAAAAAAACAAACAUAUUGAACUUUUUGGCCACUGAGACUUUGACCAGUGCCGAGCCUGAAUGUAGUUUUAUUAAGCUGAAACUGCUGAACUCUUUCUCUCUCUCCGUCUCCUAAAAUGGAGGACUUUUAGAGGCCUUUUCCAAAAUGGUGCUUGUUCAUGUCAAAGCUUUACAUGCUGCUGGAAUGUUGAACGCUGAUGACCCCUCUGGAGUGCAUCGUUUACUACUGCUCCUGCCCCCCCCCCAUCAACCAUUUGGCCCACCUGUGCUCUUCAGGUGCACCCC